AAGAGGCCACCAUGAACGAGCCAUCAGAUGACCUAACGAAUGUUUCUGAUUUUCCUGAUUAUGCAGCUGCUUUUGGAAAUUGCACUGAUGAGAAAAUCCCACUCAAGAUGUACUACCUCCCUGUCAUUUACAGCAUCAUCUUCCUUGUGGGUUUUCCAGGGAAUGCAGUAGCAAUUUCCACUUACAUUUUCAAAAUGAGGCCCUGGAAAAGCAGCACCAUCAUUAUGUUGAACCUGGCCUGCACAGACCUGCUAUAUCUCACCAGCCUCCCAUUCCUGAUUCACUACUACGCCAGUGGCGAAAACUGGAUCUUCGGGGACUUCAUGUGCAAGUUUAUCCGUUUCGGCUUCCAUUUUAAUCUGUACAGCAGCAUCCUCUUCCUCACCUGUUUCAGCAUCUUCCGCUACUUUGUGAUCAUUCACCCAAUGAGCUGUUUUUCCAUUCACAAAACUCACUGUGCAGUGGUAGCCUGUGCUGUGGUGUGGGUCAUUUCCCUGGUGGCUGUCAUUCCUAUGACCUUCUUAAUCACAUCAACCACCAAGACCAAUAGAUCCGCCUGUCUUGACCUCACUAGUUCAGAUGACCUCACUACUAUCAAGUGGUACAAUCUGAUUUUGACAGCAACCACUUUCUGCCUCCCCUUGGUGAUAGUGACACUUUGCUAUACAACGAUUAUCUACACCCUAACCCAGGGACCUCAGAAACACAGCUGCCUGAAGCAGAAAGCACGAAGGCUCACCAUUCUUCUACUCCUCAUAUUUUAUAUAUGCUUUUUACCUUUCCAUAUCUUGAGGGUCAUUCGGAUUGAAUCUCGUCUGCUUUCAAUCAGCUGCUCCAUCGAGAAUCAGAUCCAUGAAGCUUACAUCGUUUCGAGACCAUUAGCUGCUCUGAACACCUUUGGUAACCUGUUGCUCUAUGUGGUGGUCAGCAACAACUUUCAGCAGGCCGUCUGCUCAUUAGUGAGAUGCAAAGCUAGUGGGAGCCUCGAGCAAGCCAAAAAAAUCAGUUAUUCUUACAACCCUUGAAAUACUUCAUUUACCCAAGCCAAAGUGGAAGCCUUCUCAUACAUUAUCUAUAACUUCUAAGAAGUGCAGAAUAUCUCCCUCAGUGGAACUCCCAGUAACUAUUGCAUAUCCACAUAAUUAUGUCCAACAGCCAGGGCAGGGCUGGUAGGGGUUCUUUGCAAUCUAUUUAUUGAGAUCCUGUCUUACAUAAAUAUAAGAAUAGGAUGCAUGCAUAUCUGUGAUGUAUUCAGACACGGAAUUAUAAACUAAUUGGAUAGAAGGAAACCAGUCUUUUCACCCCUAGUUUUACAUGUUUUCAUACCCUGGGACCCAUUUGUAUUGAACCACUAGACUAUUCAAAGCAUUAUUUGUAUCUUUCUCAGUAUUUAUUUUUGACAUCUCACAUCUUUGCAACUUUUUUCCGUCCAACUUUGCUUUUGAGAUUAUUAAACUAGGUAUUAGUCA
Molecule: messenger RNA, 1469 nt
Organism: Tupaia belangeri chinensis (Chinese tree shrew)
Lineage: Eukaryota; Metazoa; Chordata; Mammalia; Scandentia; Tupaiidae
Gene: OXGR1
Product: oxoglutarate receptor 1
Exons: 1
Coding region: 12-1025 (337 amino acids)
Biological process (GO): G protein-coupled receptor signaling pathway
Cellular component (GO): plasma membrane
Molecular function (GO): G protein-coupled receptor activity
Source: RefSeq, a predicted model, not a curated record